GUACGUUUCAAAGCUUCAACGAUGGGUGUCCAAGGCCUUUGGGAGGUCGUGAACAAAGCAGGACAAUCUCGGUCACUAUCUAAUCUCGCGGUUAAGGAAGGAUUUGAGAAGAAUCAUUCCGGGAAACGUGCCUUUCGUAUCGGCAUCGACGCCAGCAUAUGGUAUCAACACUGUGUACACAGCAAAGGCGGCGAGAACCCAGAACUCCGCCUGUUGUUCUUUCGUUUAUGCUCAUUGGCGCGACUACCCUUUCUACCACUCUUUGUUUUUGAUGGUAAUGAAAGACCCAAGAUAAAGCGAGGUAGCAAGUUGGGGAAAUCGGGAUCCCAUAGUCUUACGUCUGGGAUGAAGAAACUGUUGGAAGUAUUUGGCAUGGAAUGGAGAACGGCUCUCGGUGAAGCAGAAGCCGAACUGGCUCAUCUCAAUAGAUACGGUGUUAUAGAUGCGGUCUUGACGGAUGAUGCAGACACGCUCGUUUUUGGUGCUCUUCGGGUUAUCAAGAAUUCAAGUCUAACGCUUUCCGGGAACAAGUCCAAUCCUGCAUUGGACUCGGAGGGCAAACCCAGCAAACACCAUGCUAUGAUAUACACAGCGGAAGCUAUCAGGAGACACCCAGAGGUAGGGCUCACUCGAGGGGGGUUUGUUCUCUUUGCGAUGCUUGUGAAAGGAGACUACGGUGAUAUUCAGGGCGUAAGGGAUGUUGGCAAAGGUAUCGCGCUUGGCUUGGCUCGCUGUGGAUUUGGCGACGAACUUCUCGAAUUGUUUCACCGCCGUUCCACCGAAGACAUUCGGCCAGCACUUGCACGCUGGUGCUCCAGUGUCAACUUGGAAUUGCACACUAACUCCCGGAAACAGCUUCGGCACUCGUACUCGGCACUUUCCUUACCACUGGACUUCCCAAAUAUGCAGAUACUCGAGAAUUAUAUCGACCCAAUAUGCAGCGCCCGGGUAGGAAGCAUGGGUGGUGGUAAAAUGCGCGACAAUGGAGAGCUGAAUCUUGCCCGUGCUGCAGCGUUCUGCGAGGAGAAGUUCGGAGAAUGGGGUUACCGAACUGCGAUUAUAAAGAGGUUCCGAAGCCUGAUGUGGGAGGCGGCAAUAAUGAGGGUUCUCAGGAGAGCUGCGCUCGAAGCUGACGAGAAAGAGAGGACAAAACGUCUUGAGCACGGCGAAAGCUCUGUCAUAAAAGGGCCACUGACUCCUUCUCCCGCUGAGGCAACCGCCGUCGUGCAGCGUUUGCCCCUCAACCUCUCCUUCGAAGGACAUAACUCUCGUAACCGGCCAUUGAUCACGAAGAUUUUAGGAACGCGCCACCAUGUAUCCACUGAUGGCCUUCUGGAGUACCGUGUUGAAGUGUGUCCUUCACAGUUUGUGGAAAUUACUCAGUCAGGUAUCAAGGGCAAACGACCCGAGCCCACAGGCCAUGCCGCUGCUUUGGAUGUCAAUCUUAUUGGAAGUAGCCCGCAAGCCACGCAGAGAACUACCAAAAAGUUGUCAUCCGAUCCGCAUAGCAAUAUGCGCGUUUGGAUUCCUGCUUCUAUGGUCCGACAGGUCUGUCCUUGUCUUACCGUUGACUAUGAUGCCAAGCAAGAGAAGAGCAUCCACAAAACCCCGGGAAGUGAUGUAGCUCGGAGACAAGGGACGGAUAAAACACGAGCUGAACCAAGCACUGAGGAGAGAAGCAACGCUGAACUUCUCGCUUCCCCGGUCCGAGCAGUGAGAACGCACUGUCAAGUGAAUCAAGGGGACGAUGGAUCAAUGAAACAAGGACUUUCCAUUCGCGUGCUCGGUCCGGAUCGUGAAGAAAGUCGUGCCGGUGACGAACUGCGAUCGCAAAAUCGUCUCGAGGAUGACACUCUAUCACUCCCUCCUGCCUCUAUAUUUGCUUCUAUUUCGGAUGCCCAUCCGCCCAGCGGAUUCUUGUUUUCCAUACCCAACCCUGACGAUCCUUUAGAGUCAGAGUUAGAGGAUGAGGAGGAUGCUGAUGGCACGCCCUCGGGCUGGUUUGACCGGCCGUUCAACCAGGCCGUGGUAUUUAAUAAGAGGCACUCGCUGGACGACAAGAUCAGACCCGAGGAACAGGCUCGCCCUCCUUGCAAACGCGCUUUUGAUCAUUCUGAGACAAUUUCACUGUUGGCUCCGAGCGGAGCUGAUAAAAAAAUAGAAGGUCGUAUUCACCAGCUUCCAAAGAAGAGGAAAGCACAGUCGACUACAACUCAAUCUCACUUCAUCAGCCCUCCGAGUCGCAAUGUCUCGCGUCCUCGUGAUGAGCCCUGCCUCGAUCCCAAUGUCUUGGAAGUCUUCAGCGAUUCCGAGGAAGAAGAGAUUUUCCGGCCAAUAUCCGUCUCCAUCGGGAAAUUUCCAAGGCCCCUGCCCUCUUUGAUCAUUAUUCCAAAGCGUGCCCCCGCCCUUGGUGCGCACGCAUCAAAGAGGCAGAGCUAUCACCAACCUUCUCGCCAGCAGAGUGACCUAAUCGUGGUCAACGUGGAGAUGAUGAUCGACCUCACCUAA
Suillus subalutaceus is the source of this 2508-nucleotide messenger RNA. RefSeq lists its product as uncharacterized. The record is from RefSeq and is a predicted model, not a curated record. The transcript is spliced from 6 exons. Gene Ontology annotation, molecular function: 5'-flap endonuclease activity. The coding region runs from base 22 to 2508 and encodes 828 amino acids. Lineage: Eukaryota; Fungi; Basidiomycota; Agaricomycetes; Boletales; Suillaceae.